AUGCGAUUCAGCCGGCCAACGGAGCGCGCAAAUUAUAAAGAAAUUCAUUGUAGAUGUCCGGACCUGAAUGCUGUAUACCUGCCGGGCAGCUCAGUUGUACACCAUUUCAUUUCUGCUACUGCUAACAGAAGUUUUCCCCAGCUGUACUCCUCUGACGAACCACACCAACAGAUUGAGGAAGGAACAACGGAAAGAUGCUCAUUCCCUGCAAUUACACAGCGGGAGGUAGAACCUGUUAUCAAUCAGUCAAAGAAAGGCAAGGCCCCAGGUCCAGACAACAUCACUAUGGACCUUCUCAAAGACGCUGACACCCUAGUCUUUAAGAAAUUGGUAAUCCUAAGGAUUUUCACUAGAGUGCUUACCAACAGAAUAACGAAAACUCUAGAUGAAAACCAACCACGUGAACAAGCAGGAUUCAGAAAGGGAUAUUCAACUAUAGAUCACCUUCACUCAGGCAACCAACUAAUAGAAAAAAGUGUAGAUAUACACAAAGUACUUGAAUCUAUUAAGAACCAAAAUGUAGAGCCUGUAUUCGCAGAUGAUUUUGUACUUGUAGCAAACAGUCUGCAAGAUCUCCAACAAAUGUUAAAUGAGCUGAGCAAUGAAAGUAAAAAAUUUAGGUUAAAGAUGAAUCUUAAAAACACCAAAUUAAUGCAUGCAAGGCAAAAGGACGAGAACUUUGAGGUAAAGAUGGAAAAUUAUUCCAUUCGAGUAGUUGACCAUUAUAUGUACCCAGGACAACGGGUAACAACAGACUCAUCAAAAGAACAGGAAAUAAAGAAAAGAAUCACGCUAGAAUGGCGAGCUUUCGGGAGAGCAAGUGCAGUCUUCAAGUCAGAAAAAUAG
Messenger RNA from Penaeus vannamei (Pacific white shrimp), 846 nucleotides. The record is from RefSeq and is a predicted model, not a curated record. NCBI's taxonomy places the organism in Eukaryota, Metazoa, Arthropoda, Malacostraca, Decapoda, Penaeidae.